Messenger RNA from Saccostrea cuccullata (small rock oyster), 2132 nucleotides. RefSeq names its product RAB11-binding protein RELCH homolog. The record is from RefSeq and is a predicted model, not a curated record. Lineage: Eukaryota; Metazoa; Mollusca; Bivalvia; Ostreida; Ostreidae. Gene Ontology annotation, cellular component: recycling endosome; trans-Golgi network. The transcript has 14 exons. Gene Ontology annotation, molecular function: protein binding. The coding region runs from base 6 to 2030 and encodes 674 amino acids. Gene Ontology annotation, biological process: intracellular cholesterol transport.
AAAAUAUGGCGGACGUUCCUAACACAAAUCCGUUUCUUGAUGACGAAGACGAUGAAAAUACGGUGGUUGCGGCUACAGAAGUGGUUAACACUGAAUUGCAAGAUGCAAAAACAAGUGAACAUCAUGAACUUUCAUUAGAUUCGCUUGCUGCAAGCCUUUUGAAGGAGAAUUUUGUUUUGACAGCCCUUGAAUUUCACACAGAACUCUUAGAGACCGGAAGAGAAAUCCCACGACUUCGAGACUAUUUUUCAAACCCUGGAAAUUUUGAACGUACAAAAGACGAAUUUGGGACUUCAUCACUGCAUAGAACAUCCAGUAUACAGACGUUUGAUUCUCUGGACUUUGCCCGCUAUUCAGAUGAUGGAGGUGGACAGGUGGAUGAAAGAGUAGCAGUUCUGGAAUUUGAACUUAGAAAAGCACAAGAUUCCAUCAAAUCUCUUCGAGCAAGCUUAACAAAAGAAGCAGAGAAUGAGCUUGGGUCUACAGAGCAGGUCAAUGAGGGGGUGGUCACACUGGGACAGGAGGAGGCCAUUAAACCACUAGAGAAGAGGGCCAUUAAUUUCCUAAUCAACGAGUUCCUCCUACAGCAGAACUACAAACUCACGGCUGUCACCUUCUCAGAGGAGAACGAAGAGCAGGAUUUUGAGGACUGGGAUGAUGUGGGAUUAAACAUGGCUCGGCCACCGAGUCUGUUACACCUGUACAAGGAUUAUGGGAGCCAUGUUGUCCCACAAACUGAAACCAAGGACUCCUCCUGCCAGGUAGAUCUGGACCUGGAGGAAAAUCAGAGGAGGGAGGAGGAAUGGAACGAUCUGAAAUCUCAGCUGGAAUCAAACAUUGCUGAUUUUGAAAAUCAGAUUUCAAUCUUGAGAACAGAAAACCAGAACUUGAUGUCACAGAUUACUCAAUUCCAUAACCAAAGAUCUGAAAACCAGGUGAUAUACAGUUCUGCUCCUCUGAAAUCUUCAAAGUUAUCCAACCAGGAAGUAGAUUACACAGUGGGUGAGGAGACCCCUGGUGUGGGUGAGAACAGUAAUGAAGAAUGUGAUAAUAAAACAGUGAACAGUGAGUUAGUGAUGGACACGAAUUGUGAAAGUGAGGCAAAAACUGUGAAAGAAGGGAACCAGUCAAAUGAUAAAGACAUGAGUGUGGAGUCACAUGAUUUUGUUGUCAUAGAUUCAGACCACAGCAUAGGUGACAAAAGUCCCACCAUGAAGGAAAAUUCCAGUCGAGAAAAUCCAGACCCUGAAUCAGGGAGACAUUUAUCACCGACCUUUAGGAAAGCUUUAUUAGAUGUUUGUUUCCAUGUUUCUAAAGACAACCGUAUUGUACAUGAGGUAUCCCGAAUCAUUGGUGCUGACAGAGACCACAUUGUAACAAUGCUGGCUCGCUGUCUUCCUCAUAUAGUCCCCAACGUACUCCUGGCUAAAAGAGAGGAGUUAAUCCCCUUGAUAUUGUGCACUGCCAUGCUCCAUUCCGACUCUAAAGAGAGAGACAAACUCCUCAACAUUCUCUUUAACCUGAUCAAAAAACCUGACGAAGAACAAAGACAGAUGAUCAUGACGGGUUGUGUGGCCUUUGCCCAGCACACAGGAAGUGCUCGUCUGAUUGAGGAACUCCUCCCUCAGUGUUGGGAACAGAUAAACCACAAGUAUCCAGAGAGAAGAAUCCUAGUGGCUGAAGCAUGUGGUGCACUGGCAUCCUACUUACCAACUGAGAUUUUGAGCUCACUCAUCCUGUCGAUGCUCCAGCAGAUGAUGGCAGAGGACAAGGAGGCAGAAGUGAGAGAGGCCGUGGUCCGAAGUCUGGGAAUUCUGUUUGGAUUUAUCUGUGAUACUGACAAAUACACACAGGGUUGUGAAUUACUGUGGGCGUCCCUGAAGGAUUCCUCUGAGCGUGUGGUGACGGCCUCCCUCCACGUCUUUCUCCCCUCCCUGGCUGCCUGGGCGGACGAACUGGACAAGCUCCAACACAGUCUCAUACACAGUGUGGUCAAAGAUCUGGAAGAACUAGUUAAGGCAAUUCCCUGAUGGGAACCAGUAUACUCCCUCUUUUUCUUUGCUAGUCACACUUCUGUUGUAACAGCAUAAUGUACCAAAAUUAGAGAGGGAUUUUUUUAUGAAAAAUUUGUG